UCCAAGAUGAGUCUCAGCAACAAGGUGGUGAUCGUGACGGGAGCCAGCAGCGGCAUUGGUGCUGCCAUUGCCCAGGUACUGGCCCGCGAAGGUGCCACUUUGGCCCUGGUGGGACGCAACGUCGCGAAUCUCGAGGCCACCAAGAAUAAUCUGAAGGGCACCAAAGCCGAAAUUGUGGUGGCUGAUGUGACCAAGGAUGCGGCGGCCAUAGUCAAACAGACUUUGGACAAAUUCGGACGCAUCGAUGUUCUGGUUAAUAAUGCCGGCAUUCUGGGCGCGGGCGGUCUCAUCGAUCUGGACAUUGAGGAGUUUGACUCUGUGAUGAAUACCAAUCUGCGUGGCGUUAUCCUCCUGACUAAGGCUGUCCUGCCGCAUCUACUGAAGACCAAGGGAGCCGUGGUUAAUGUGAGCAGCUGUGCUGGCAUUCGUCCAUUUGCCGGUGCUUUGAGUUAUGGCGUCUCGAAGGCUGCCCUCGAUCAGUUUACCAAAAUCGUGGCCAUGGAGAUGGCACCGCAGGGUGUGCGCGUCAAUUCGGUGAAUCCUGGCUUUGUGGUGACGAAUAUUCACAAGACCUUCGGCAUUGCGGAUGAGGAUUAUAAGGGUGUAUUGCAGCGGGCCAUUAACGCGCAUCCCAUGGGCCGUGUGGGUGAUGUUACAGAAGUGGCCGAGGCCGUGGCCUUCUUGGCCAGCUCCAAGGCCAGCUUCACCACCGGCGCCCUCUUUCCCAUCGACGGUGGCAAGCACAAUCUGACGCCUCGUUAAGCGUUCUCCGUAAUUACGUUUUCUCCAUUACAUUCCUUCAUCGCUUCCUUCUUCUUUAUUAUUAUUUUUUUUUUUUUUUUGUUUGUUUGUUGAAAUAAAUAAAUUGUAACCACACUGAA
Messenger RNA from Drosophila kikkawai, 881 nucleotides. RefSeq names its product 3-oxoacyl-[acyl-carrier-protein] reductase FabG. NCBI's taxonomy places the organism in Eukaryota, Metazoa, Arthropoda, Insecta, Diptera, Drosophilidae. Gene Ontology annotation, molecular function: oxidoreductase activity. The record is from RefSeq and is a predicted model, not a curated record.